Messenger RNA from Nannospalax galili (Upper Galilee mountains blind mole rat), 10661 nucleotides. RefSeq names its product bromodomain adjacent to zinc finger domain 2A (gene Baz2a). The transcript is spliced from 30 exons. NCBI's taxonomy places the organism in Eukaryota, Metazoa, Chordata, Mammalia, Rodentia, Spalacidae. The record is from RefSeq and is a predicted model, not a curated record. The coding region runs from base 175 to 5898 and encodes 1907 amino acids. Gene Ontology annotation, cellular component: rDNA heterochromatin. Gene Ontology annotation, molecular function: protein binding; DNA binding.
UCACCGUACAGCAGUUCAGGCUGUGUGGUUCGCAGGAAGCAUACAUUGGCGUUUUGUUUUUUGCUAGUUCCCAGCUUACAGUUGGGGAGGCUCUAACACCAGCUUUCAAUUGAAGCGGGGACCAAGGACAGUGAGGAGCCCGGUGGUCCUAGUCUGGAGUCCUGCCAGCCUGACAUGGAAAUGGAGGCAAACGACCAUUUUAACUUUACUGGCCUUCCCCCUGCACCAGCUGCCUCAGGACUGAAACCCUCUCCUUCCUCAGGGGAGGGCCUCUACACUAACGGGUCUCCCAUGAACUUCCCCCAGCAAGGGAAAAUAGAAAAAUUCAGACCUACCACUAUCCCUCCUCUCUACAGGGUGCUCUCAGGUUUGAAUGGGGAUGUGAAUGUUAAUGGCUUAUCUACUGUAUCUCACACUACAACUUCAGGGAUUUUGAACUCUGCUCCCCAUUCCUCCAGCACCUCACACCUCCAUCACCCUAACGUGGCCUACGACUGUCUCUGGAACUACUCACAGUACCCAUCUGCCAAUCCUGGCAGCAACCUCAAGGACCCGCCCCUUCUCUCUCAGUUCUCGGGGGGACAGUACCCACUCAACGGCAUCCUUGGGGGCAGCCGACAACCUUCAUCCCCAAAUCACAACACUAAUCUUCGACCUGGGAGUCAAGAGUUCUGGGCCAACGGUACCCAGAGUCCCAUGGGGCUUAACUUCGAUUCACAGGAACUGUAUGAUUCCUUUCCUGACCAGAACUUUGAGGUGAUACCCAAUGGACCCCCAAGUUUUUUCACCUCCCCACAGACUUCUCCUAUGUUGGGAUCUAGUAUCCAGACCUUUGCACCCUCCCGGGAGGUAGACAGUGGAAUCCAUCCUGAUGAGGCAGCAGAAAAGGAGCUGACUUCAGUUGUGGCAGAAAAUGGCACUGGCUUGGUAGGCAGCCUGGAGCUGGAGGAAGAACAGCCAGAACUAAAGAUGUGUGGCUACAAUGGUUCUGUCCCCUCUGUGGAGUCAUUACACCAAGAAGUCUCAGUCCUGGUCCCUGAUCCCUCAGUGAGCUGUUUAGAUGAUCCUUCACAUCUUCCUGAUCAACUGGAAGACACUCCAAUCCUCAGUGAAGAUUCUCUUGAGCCCUUUGACUCUCUGGCACCAGAACCAGUGAGUGGAGGACUUUAUGGUAUAGACGACACAGAGCUGAUGAGUGCAGAGGACAAGCUGCCUCUUGAGGACAGCCCUGUAAUCUCUGCUCUUGAUUGCCCUUCUCUCAAUAAUGCUACUGCCUUCAGUCUCCUGGCAGAUGAUAGUCAAACAUCUGCCUCUAUCUUUGCCAGUCCCACCUCUCCACCUGUCUUAGGAGAGUCUGUCCUACAAGAUAACAGUUUUGACCUGAAUAAUGGCAGUGACACUGAACAGGAAGAAAUGGAGACUCAGUCUUCAGAUUUCCCACCUCCCCUGACUCAGCAAGCCCCUGACCAGCCAUCUACUAUUCAGCUACAUCCAGAAGUCUCCCCAGCAGCCUCCUUGCCAGCUUCUACAGAAAUCUCUCUAGCAGUUUCUCCCAUAGCUUCCCCACUUGUCCCCCCAGCAGUCUUUCCAACAGUUUCUCCAACCUCCUCAGCUGUUCUCCCAGCAGUCUCUUUGGAAACAUCCUUAACAGCUCCAGUGACCUCCCCUCAAGCUUCCCCUGUAACUUCUCCAGCAGCUGCCUUCCCAACAACCUCCCCAGCAAAUCAAGACAUCAGCAGCUUCCCUGAAGCUUCUGCUGACCUUGAAGAGAUCACUGGAGAAGCAGUCACGUCUGGUAGUGGUGAUGUUCUGAAGAGACGAAUUGCCACCCCAGAAGAAGUUCGUCUUCCCCUCCAACAUGGGUGGCGGAGAGAAGUGCGCAUCAAGAAGGGCAGCCAGCGGUGGCAGGGGGAGACCUGGUAUUAUGGUCCCUGUGGGAAAAGGAUGAAACAAUUUCCAGAAGUUAUCAAGUACCUGAGCCGUAAUGUGGUACACAGUGUUCGUCGUGAGCACUUCAGCUUCAGUCCUCGUAUGCCUGUUGGAGAUUUCUUUGAAGAAAGAGACACACCAGAGGGCUUGCAGUGGGUCCAACUUUCAGCAGAGGAGAUUCCUUCCAGGAUUCAAGCAAUUACUGGCAAACGGGGCAGACCUCGAAACAAUGAGAAGGCUAAAACCAAGGAAGUCCCCAAGGUGAAGCGGGGACGAGGUCGACCACCUAAAAUCAAAAUUCCAGAGCUAUUGAAUAAAACAGACAACCGCCUCCCCAAAAAACUGGAAGCCCAAGAAACACUGAGUGAGGAGGAUAAAGCAAAGAUAAGUAAAAGUAAAAAGAAGACGAGGCAGAAGGUACAGCGGGGAGAGAAUCAGACUUUGAUCCCAGGGCAGGCUAGAAAUAAGCGGAAACAAGACACCAAGAGCAUAAAGCAGAAAGACACUAAGAAGAAAUUUAAGGCUGAGAAGGAAAAGAUAAAGCAAGAAAAACUGAAGGAAAAAGUGAAGAGGGAAAAGAAAGAAAAGGGAAAAAUGAAGGGAAAAGAGGAGAUGGCCAAAGCCAAGCCAACCUGUAAAACAGAUAAGACCCUUGCCACACAGAGGCGUCUAGAGGAACGACAGAGGCAGCAGGUGAUCUUGGAGGAGAUGAAGAAGCCCACCGAGGAUAUGUGUCUGACUGACCACCAGCCUCUGCCUGACUUCACGCGCAUCCCUGGUUUGACACUGCCCAGUAAGGCUUUCUCAGAUUGCUUGACCAUCAUGGAGUUCCUGCACAGUUUUGGCAAGGUGCUAGGCUUUGAUCCUACCAAAGAUGUGCCUAGUCUGGGAGUCUUGCAGGAAGGACUCUUGUGUCAAGGUGAUAGCUUUGGCAAAGUGCAAGACCUGCUGGUGCGGCUCCUGAAGGCUGCGCUCUGUGAUCCUGGUCUGCCCUCCUACUGUCAGUCUCUGAAGAUCUUGGGGGAGAAGGUGUCCGAGAUCCCACUGACCAGAGACAAUGUGUCUGAGAUACUGCGCUGCUUCCUCAUGGCAUAUAGGGUGGAGCCAGCCCUCUGUGACAGCCUGCGUACCCAACCUUUUCAGGCCCAGCCACCCCAACAGAAGGCUGCUGUUCUAGCCUUCCUUGUGCACGAGCUCAACGGCUCCACCAUCAUCAUCAAUGAGAUUGACAAGACUCUGGAGAAUAUGUCCAGCUACAGGAAAAACAAGUGGAUUGUUGAAGGCCGACUCCGGAGACUGAAAACUGCUCUGGCCAAGCGAACUGGGAGGACUGAGGUUGAGAUGGAAGGGCCAGAGGAAGGCCUGGGACGGAGGCGCAGUUCUCGGAUCAUGGAAGAAACCAGUGGCAUGGAAGAGGAGGAUGAGGAGGAGAACAUAGCAGCUUUCCAUGGUCGCAGGGGUCGAAGAGAUGGAGAGGUUGAUGCUACAGCAUCUAGCAUUCCAGAGUUAGAGCGCCAGAUAGAAAAACUCAGUAAGCGUCAGCUCUUCUUUCGCAAAAAGCUGCUUCAUUCAUCCCAAAUGCUUCGGGCAGUCUCUUUGGGUCAGGACCGCUACAGACGCCACUACUGGGUAUUACCAUAUUUGGCUGGUAUCUUUGUGGAAGGAGCAGAGGAGAAUUUAGUUACUGAAGAUGUGAUAAAGCAGGAAACUGACUGCUUGAAGGAAACAAUUAAUUCAACACCGAGUUCUGCCCUCUUCUCUGUGAAGAGGGAGUUAAACGACUCCAAUACCUCUUCCUUUCCUGCCAGGACCCGAGGCCGACCACGAAAAUCUAAACCGGGGUUUAUGCAAUCUAGGCACCUUAAGUCCCCUGUUAGGGUACAGGAUUCAGAAGAGCUCCAGACUCAGGUUCAGUUGGAACCUCAGUCCCAUUCUGAGCCUCAGGCUCCUGCCCAGCCUGAGCUUCAGUCCCUUCCACAGUCCCAUAAUGGGUUCCUGGAGCCAGAAGGCUCCCCCUUGUCUCUGGGUCAGAGCCAGCAUGAUCUCAGCCAGUCAGCCUUCCUGUCUUGGCUGAGUCAAACUCAGAACCGCAGCUCCCUAUUGAGCAGCUCAGUCCUCACACCUGAUAGCAGCCCAGGAAAACUAGACUCAGCUCCAUCUCAGCCCCCGGAUGAGCCAGGGCCUGAUGAGGAAGAGUCCUGCCCUGAUCCUCAAGGACCCUGGUUUAACUUCUCAGCCCAUAUACCCUGCAAUGCAGCCCCUACACCACCACCUGCAGUUUCUGAGGACCAACCUACUCCCUCCCUUCAGCUACCUGCCUCUUCUAAGCCAAUGACUGCACCCACUCCUGCCAAUGCCUGUUCUCCUGUGCAGUUCUCUUCCACCCCCUUGCCUGGGGUGACCCCUAAGAGGCGAGCAGGAGACUCUGAAGAAAUGCCACAGAGUCCCACAGGAUUGGGACAGCCAAAACGGAGAGGGAGACCUCCCAGCAAGUUCUUUAAACAGAUUGAGCAGCGUUACUUAACCCAGCUGACAGCCCAGCCUAUCCCUCCUGAGAUGUGCUCAGGCUGGUGGUGGAUCCAAGAUCCUGAGACACUGGAUGCCAUGCUCAAGGCCCUACAUCCCCGAGGCAUCCGGGAGAAGGCACUUCACAAACACCUUAACAAGCACAGGGACUUCUUGCAGGAAGUCUGCUUACGACCCUCAGCUGAUCCCAUCUUUGAGCCUAGUCAACUGUCUGCCUUGGAAGAAGGAAUUAUGAACUGGUCCCCCAAAGAGAAGACAUAUGAGACGGACCUAGCUGUGCUUCAGUGCGUAGAAGAGCUAGAACAGCGGGUUAUCCUUUCUGAUCUGCAGAUUCGGGGCUGGACAUGUCCUAGCCCAGACUCUACCCGUGAAGACUUGGCCUACUGUGAGCAUCUCCCUGACUGUCAAGAGGAUAUCCUUUGGAGAGGGCGAGGUAGGGAAGGACUAGUACCUCAGCGGAAAAGCACCAACCCUCUGGACCUUGCUGUGAUGCGGCUGACUGCCCUGGAACAGAAUGUAGAGCGGCGUUACCUGCGGGAGCCCCUCUGGUCAGCCCAUGAGGUGGUGCUAGAGAAGGCCCUGCUCAGCACACCUAAUGGUGCCUCUGAGGGUACCACUGCAGAGAUAUCAUAUGAGAUCACUCCUCGUGUUCGUGUCUGGCGUCAGACGCUUGAGCGGUGCCGUAGUGCAGCCCAGGUGUGCUUGUGUGUGGGCCAGCUAGAGAGGUCCAUCGCUUGGGAGAAGUCUGUCAACAAAGUGACCUGUCUAGUGUGCCGGAAGGGUGACAAUGAUGAGUUUCUCCUGCUUUGUGAUGGGUGUGACCGUGGCUGCCAUAUUUACUGCCAUCGGCCCAAGAUGGAGGCUGUCCCGGAAGGAGAUUGGUUCUGUGCUGUCUGCUUGGCCCAGCAGGUAGAGGAAGAAUUCACUCAGAGGCCUGGUUUUCCAAAACGAGGCCAGAAGCGAAAAAGUAGUUUUCCACUGAACUUCCCAGAGGGUGAUAGCCGCCGACGUCGGGUACUAUCAAGGAGCCGAGAAAGCCCUACAGUGCCUCGGUACUCAGAAGAAGGGCUGUCCCCCUCUAAGCGACGGCGACUCUCAAUGAGGAACCACCACAGUGAUCUCACAUUCUGCGAGAUUAUCCUAAUGGAGAUGGAGUCCCAUGAUGCGGCCUGGCCUUUCCUGGAGCCUGUGAACCCUCGCUUGGUGAGUGGGUACCGGCGCAUCAUCAAGAACCCUAUGGAUUUUUCCACUAUGCGGGAACGGCUGCUCCGGGGAGGGUAUACUAGCUCAGAGGAAUUUGCAGCUGAUGCCCUUCUGGUGUUUGACAACUGCCAGACCUUCAAUGAGGAUGACUCUGAAGUGGGCAAGGCUGGGCACAUCAUGCGCCGCUUCUUUGAGAGCCGUUGGGAAGAAUUUUAUCAGGGAAAACAGGCCAAUCUGUGAGGCGAGGAAGGUGGGAAGUCACUUUGUGGCAUCUUCUCCACCCUUCCAAACAAAAACCUGCCAUUUUCUCACCUGCUGACGCUGCCCUUGGUCCAGACUCAAGUCAGGCACAAUACUGAUUCUUGAUCCUACCCUGGGCAGCACCCACAUCCUCUUGUCCCUAAUUCCCUUUCUCACUUCCUCCUCUUGCUCCUCAAAUAAGAGAUGCAGAGAUGAGGUCCUUUUGGACUGAAAGCCAAAAAGAAAGAAUUUUUCCUUUGCUUUUUUUCCUAAUUAAAAAUGGAGAGGGGGAAAGAAGUCCCUAGCUCCUCUUCCUAGCUUCCUCUCCUUCCCCUGUACAUGCCCCAGUCUUCUGGGGUUAUUUAACAAUAGCAAUAGUUCUAGUGAAUGUGUGAAACCGAGAAACACUCUGUACUGUGUGCGGACCCGCAGUGACGGCCAGUAAAGUGGACUUAAUUCCCAAGUGUGUCGAGCCGGACACCGGGCCCUGAACAUGCUGCUUCCAUGUUCAGUCCCUUCCCUGAUUCUCGCUUUCCUUUUUUUCUUUUCCUUUCCCCACCCUAUUUUUCAGAUUUUGUUUCACCCAAUAAUGUAAAACUUAUUGUGUACGGGUUCUUUCCUCCCCUUUGCUCCCAAAUCUUUUUCCCCUUUAGUGGAAAAAAAAGUUCAGAGUCCCUGUCUUUCUCUCUGUCCUCAUCUUCCUGCCAAUAGGUACCCCUCUAAAAUGUUGGAUCCUCUUCACAUGCUGAGUUUCCAGCCUUUUCUGAAACUCUGUGGCUGGGGAGAGGGCAGGCAGGCACCCUGGGCCUUCCAGCCUCCUUCCCCACCUGCUUCCCAAACCUCCUUCUUGGGAACUCCUCAGGGACAACUACUGCUGAGUUUGAGUGCUCCUCCGAGAUGGAGGCCAGGAAGCAAUUGACUGGCCUCAGAGAGAGGGAGAGAGGUGGUGUGUGUGUGUGUGUGUGUGUGUGUGUGUGUGUGUACUUGCACACAAGUAAGAGCUGUGAUUGUGACCCUGUUUUGUUUAAUGGGAUCCAUUCAGUUUCCCCAAAUACAUGUUCUUAUCCCCAUGUUUCCCAUUAUUUUAUACCAUCACUUUUUGUCUUUGGGAAACCACAGGAACUGUUUCUCUGGGGACAAGGCUGUCUCUCUCCUGGUCAUUUCUGUUCCAGCCUCUUCAAACUGUGCAAUUUUUUCAGCAGGAACUCCCUCUCCUCUCAGUAGCUUUGAGUCUUAAGCUUUUGUAGGGAGAAGGGGUAGAACUGGAUCUUUCCUUCUGUGGGUUUAGUUGUGUUUUCCUUCCUUUCCUCUAUUUUAUAACCCCCAGGACCCUUUCCCCAGCAGCAGAGAUCCUGGAACAUGGGGUAGAGGAGAGGUUCUGGGUCUACCACUGUCCCACAUGUGACUAAGCCCAGGUUAAGCCCCCCAACAUGAGAGGAAAGCUGCUAACUCCGAGCUAUAGCCAUGGGCCGCCGGCCCCCUGCUUUCCUGCUCAGCAGAGCCCCUCCCAUCAGAAAUUACGGGUACUUGCACUGGGGAGGUGGCUCCAUGCUGGCCUAAGCAGAGAGCUGAGGCAUCUAAGCAAUGUCCAUUGGUGGGGGCAGAGGGUGCCAGGUGAGGUGGCACAUUCCUUGUACUCCAGCAGUACUGAUGGGGGAAGGGGCAGUGCAGGUCCUGGGCAGCCCCUCACUCCUCAACUCACCCUCACCCCACUCCCUGUUGCCUAUUUCUAAAGUCGCCUUUUCUGUCAGAUAAACCUCAAAACUUAAUUUUAUUUGAGUUUUUUUUUGUUGUUUUGCUUUUAAAUAAGAGGUGGAUUGAAGAAUAUUUGAAUUGACUUUAUAUUAUGCAUAAAUAUUUAUAUUUUAUCUAAAUAACUGCGCCGUAACAAACUUUGUGUUAGACAUUUGGAACUGUUGGGGGCUCCACUUUUUCCCCAUGGUAAGUUUCCCCUGGCAUAAAAUGUACCAGAUAAUUCACUGUUGGAAGUGAGGUGGAUAGGGAGUAAGGCCUCGACUGUUCCUGCUUUGCACUCCUCUCCCCGUUCCAUCUCUUUCCUUAGGGACCAGGCACUCUUGAGGUGAAGUGGGCCCUAGACUUGGUUUGAAGAAGUUGGGGCUCUGGGGAAGUGUGGGGGUAGGCAUGAUCAAAGGGGCCAUAUCUCACUUUUCUUUCCUCGUUUUCACUGCCCCUUGAGCUAGGUGGAUUUUCUCUAUUGACAAAGAGUAUUUGGUAGGGAAGGAAGGUUAAAAAUAAGACAACCCACCUCCUGCCCCUUUGUGUCCCCUCCCCUAUCAGUCUGGUAACAGCAAGAAGCCACACCAUCAACACCAAGUUUCCAUGUUCCUUUUACACAGAAGGGACUGACUUUUUAUAUAACCAAAUGUGGUGUUUUAGUGACUUUUUGAUAAUGUACAGUUUUUUGUGAAUUUAAAUUUAUUUCUUUCUAUAUUUUUAGGACCAAUCUCAUUUUUAAUAAGGUUUAAAAAAAGGAAAAAAAGUCUAGAGAAAAAAAAAACCUCGUUUUUGCCAUGUGAUGUUCCACAAGUGCAGCUGUAGAAAAGUGCUUGUCAGUUGAAUAAAAACCACAUUUGAUAGAGAUUCAAAAGACUUCGUGUAUUUCUAUUCGCCUGAAACAUAGGUUUUCAUACCCUGAGGUAGAGACUGGGUAGAUAUGACUGGCUUGAUAUCAAGCUGACCCCUAAGCCUCCCAGUUUGACCUGUUCUUUGGGGAAGAAUUGAGACAAUUCUUCUACUCUCUGCUUGUGUGGCUAGAAUGUAUUCAAUUCUCCUGCUUCAAGGAGACUAAGUGUGACUAAGGUGCUGAGGAAGCAGGAGACAUUGUGCCUGGUUCCUGCCUCCUUGUGAGAUGUCACCUAAGCUGCCACCUAUGCUGUAGGAAAAUAGAGCAGAUCACUGGCUUCCCCUUCACAACCCCGGAUAAGACUCCAAGACACACGGUUUUGUGUUUUAUUUUUUUAAAAAAAUGAAGUAAGCAAAAAUAAAGCUCUUCGAAAUCAUGGGGAAGGUGCAGGAAGACCAGGAAUCAGAAAAGGAAGAGUAAGUUACAAGGGUGGUAUUGGUAUAAACGUGGAAAGAGUAUAAAACUAGAAGUCUCUGGUUAAAGGAAAAAUAUACAAAAUGUGUUUUAAGUAUAAAUUAAACUUCCUCUCCAAGGUGGUAAGUACAUUCACCUACCCAGAAAAGGGGUAAGGAGUGUACUGGGGGGUCAGGGCACCAGUAGUGGGGGUAGGGAGCUUGUUUCGUAAUGCUGGAAAAGUCUUACUACCUUCCUGGCUGGGCACAGUGUCUCUUGAAGCCUCUAAUGGCGUUAAGGUGGAGCAGGGAAUAUCUCCAGCCCUGUUAAAAUCACACACAAACUCCUUUAUGUCUGAUACCUUCUCAGCUCUGUGGCAGCCAUGAAAUCAAUUCUCUUAUCCUCUAACAUUCUAAGCUCUGCUCAUUGCUGGUGUUUCUGAGGUGACUAGUAAUUACCCUUUGUGGUCACUUCACAUCCUACCCCCUGGCAUUUUACACAGGAUCAAUUAACAUUCUACGGUGAUUAGAGAGCCAGACUGCCCAGAGAAGAGGGUCUAGAAACAGCAACUUGAGUUAAAUAGCUUAAGGUUUCUGCAUUUGUUCAUGAGCCUGAGCUCUUUCUAGCCUCCAGCUUCCUAACUCCCAUGAAGAUAGACAGUAAAGGAAGUUUUACGUUGAGUAGGUGCUUGUGCCCUUGUUGAACUGUGGAUUGUGAGGUAGUUGAGUAACAAGGACAAGAACUUUGGGGAUCUGCUUGGACAGUGAAUGCUUAUUCCAAACAAGUGGACAGGCCAGACAGAAAGCAGUGGUUGCCAGGGUGAUAAAAACAUCUAGCUUUCUCAUCACAGCCACGUGGACACCACUGCAGGAAGGCUCCACAAAGGGUAGGUGAGACGACUGCAGUCUAAGCUGCUGAAGGAGGGCUCCACUGGAAGGAAGGGGUGAAACCUGAGUAACCUUCAGGAAACUGCCAGUGCUUAGAAGAAAGAACUGAAGCCGCACCGAAGUGGAGUAGUUGGUUUAGAAGGGAAUCGGGAAGAAUCUCUUAACGAGACACAGAUGUGAUUUUUCUCCUACAUACUGGUUUUUAUGAAACCCACUCUCUUCAAGUUCAGGUCUAGAAAAGGUUGGGGCAAGUUUGGUCCUCCCCACACACCCAAAUGUACUAUUGCUCUUGACUAAGAAGGCAGCCCUCAUGGGUGCAAUGAGGACACUUUCCCAAAAGGUGGGACAUGUCUUUAAGAGCAACAAUACUCCCCUCACUUUUUUUACUUGUCUAGGAAAGACAGUGGACAGGAGCAAUGACUUUUGGUCUCCACUGCAAAUAAUUCCUACCACCCUAGCUCCAUUAUUGGCAAGGGCUGUAAAGCCACCUGGCUUCUCAGGCUGGGCAGCUUGUCACUUUCUUUGGUUGAAAGCAUUCUAAAAAUAACAUCUUUCCCCAUCAUUGUUCCCACACCUUCCUAAUCAUUACCAGCACUCUCCUCCUCGAAAAAGUUCCAUUCAUCUAUGGUCCAGACCAACACAGCCUGAAAAAAGCACUAAUAACACUGGCAUGUGACGGCACAGGCUUGGAACCUAGUAAUGGAUUACACCACCUGAGGGAUGGACUGUGGUAUGUUCCAUCUAACUGAAAACAAAAACAUGAAUAUUAAAAUAUUUUAGAAUAUUGUGAUAGUAUAAUGAGUAGGGGUGAAAUGUAAAGUACGCAGAGAAAAAAAUCU